CAACUGUUCAUGUUGUUUCUGGGGUCACAACCACCGCAGCGAUGCGUGUUCGGGACAAACGCUGUUUUAUAAAUAUCUCGGCAACCAUUGCUUGAUUUAAAUAGUUCGGGACUCGUGGGGAACCCAAAUAAACAAAAACAGAAUGUGUGGCGGGCCGGUAAACAAUUAGCUGCGGGCCGCAAAUUGCCCCCAGGCCGCACUUUGGACACCCCUGGAUAAGUGUUAUCCAAACAGGGGACGUAGCUCCGCCCCCUCGGAAGGCAUACAAAUGUUCUCAGGGAUCCCGCCCGCACCAGACUCAGGCGCUUUGGAUGCACUCGGCGGUUCUUUCUUCGUCCUCCUCGUCUGCUGCUCAGUCUCAAACCCCAGGAGAACAAGGAGCGGUAAUGACGGACGCGACGACCCGACAGUCCUGCCCAGUCCCGGACUUGACCAUCGUGGACCUGGCUCGGAACGGCCAGUGCGCCCCGGACGGCGUCGCCAACAACCACCAUCAGCAUGCGAGGAGCCCCAUCCAGCCCGAGGCGCUCACCUCCGGCCAGGAGAUGAAGAUAACCGACAGCGUGGAGGGAGAAGGCCUCCUAGAGAGCAGCCUGCGUCUGAAACCUCAUGAGGCUCAGAACUACAGAAAGAAGGCCCUCUGGGUCUCAUGGAUCUCCAUUGUGGUCACUCUCAUCCUGGCUGUGACGGCAUUCACUGUUUCCUUCAUGAGGCACAGUGCAUCAGCCUUUGGAUUUGCCUUUGACGCCACCUUGGAUAUUCUGUCAUCAAUCAUUGUCCUCUGGCGCUACAGCAAUGCAGCUGCUGUGUAUUCUGCACACCGGGAGUACCUAGCAUGUGUAGUCCUUGGUGUUUUGUUUCUGCUCUGCUCCUUCUGCAUCCUUGGAAAGGCCAUCCAUAAUCUGGUCACCAGGAUGCCCCCGGAAGUGGAUGACUUCCUCUUCAGUGUGUCCAUCUUGAGUGGAUUUGUGUGUACUCUGCUGGCUAUUGUCAAGUUCAUGUUGGGAAGAGUGCUGACCAGUCGUGCUCUCAUCACUGACGGGUUCAACUCUCUGGUCGGCGGCAUCAUGGGAUUUUCUAUACUGAUCAGUGCCCAAGUCUACAAGGACCAUCCUGAUGUUUGGUUCCUGGAUGGCAUCAUUGGCGUUCUCAUUGGACUCAUCCUUUUGGCAUAUGGGGUCAAACUUUUGAAGGACAUGGUGCCCCGUGUGAGACAAACAAGGAACUACGAGCGAUUCGAGUGAGCUUCCUCAACCGUUCGACCGGCUGCCCCCUGCUGUCGUCUCCCUCACUUUCUUACGCACUUCUAUAGUGCUGUCUUGCACAUGCACAUGGGCGCUACGUGCAUACUUCCUUGCCAUUACACACAC
This is a messenger RNA of Nerophis ophidion (straightnose pipefish), 1370 nucleotides long. Its product is annotated as transmembrane protein 163a-like. Gene Ontology annotation, cellular component: synaptic vesicle membrane. NCBI's taxonomy places the organism in Eukaryota, Metazoa, Chordata, Actinopteri, Syngnathiformes, Syngnathidae. Gene Ontology annotation, biological process: monoatomic cation transport; transmembrane transport. Gene Ontology annotation, molecular function: zinc ion binding; monoatomic cation transmembrane transporter activity. Bases 312 to 1244 code for a protein of 310 amino acids. The transcript is spliced from 9 exons. The record is from RefSeq and is a predicted model, not a curated record.